CGCGGGAGUUGGUUUUAGCAUCCUCUCAAAGCUGCAACCAUGGAAUUUGCUUCUCUUCAAGACCUCUGCCUACUACUAAUUUCUUCGGCAAUACGGAGAUGCAUCUGCUCCGAACGACUUUGCAGACUCUCAGUUCUUCUGCAACGCUCUCCCGCUUCCGAUCCUCCACUAGUUCGUAUUUCUAUUUCAGAUACCGGCCUUGGAAGCUGCAUAGAGGAGUUUCAGAAUUUGAAGUGCCCCGUUGAAGGUAUCCUUGCCGAAACAUGGAACGGAAUUGUUUAUGUGAGAACUACAAAUAUUUGUGAUAAAGAGAUAAGUUGUUAUGAGUUGAAUCUGAAAGAGAAUGUCACUACCAGGAAGCCAAUUCUGCUACCUUCGAACAUUAAGCAUGGUGUGAAAUUCAGUGGAACCGAAGUGUGUUUGUCUGUUUCUGAAAGUGUUGAUGUUUUGCUGGAGGAGUUCAACUGCUUCUUUCAGAAGAUUCUCGUUCUAAAGGUCCCAAAUAUUGCAAUGGAAGUUAUGGCCGACGGCCAGGAUGUCCCAGGGUCACGUAAUGAUGCUGUUUUCCUGGAAAAAAUUUCCACUAGUUCCUCUUUUGCAGCUUCAACUCUUGAUCAUUUGAAAUUGGGCCUUGAGAGUUAUGUAUUAAGGCAUGGAUCCAGUUUGGCCUGUGACUCUUGUUUCCCUAACAGGGAUAAUCUGAGGAGUGGGGGUGGAAUGGUUUGUGAAGACAAGCAUAAAACUACCAAACUGGUAGUGGAGGCAGCGGUUGUGACUAGUGAAAUAUCAAACCCGACCAAUAAUUGCUUUGGAGCAGGAUGCUCUGAUACGAAGGUUCUCUGUUUUAAAGAUUUUGCGCCUUGUUCAAUCUCCGAGGCACUUCUGAAGGCAUUAACAGGCAUUGACUGGAAACGUUAUGGAUUGGCUUUGGAAUGUGCUAUCGAUCAAAGAAGUCAUGCACUAUUAAAGUGGGAACACAUGCCCCUAUCUUUUCAUAUUCAUAUUGUUGUCCACUGCUAUGAUAAGCUUGUGUUCGAGGCCAUGCCUUUGUUGCAGAAGACACGGUUUGAUAAAAAACUCAUAAGAAAAGCAGUUAAACUUGCACUGGACGACUUCAAGAAUAAACAUGCGGGAGUUCUUCUCAGUGCCGAUACCCUCAAGAUCAGUAAGUUUGCCCCUGAUCUUGCCAAAUCAAUUGCUGGCCUAGUUUUAUACUCCAGUGACAUGGAUUUCAAAGAAGAAUGCCUUGCAAUUCUUGGCUUGCAACCUCAUCAAUCAGAAGGGGAAAUUGUUGGAGAAAAUAUAAAGAAAAAGAUCAUUUCAGCCAUAGAGGUGAAUGACCGAAGGCAACAAGGAACUAAAGAAGUUGCCCCUCUUCUGUUUGAAGGUCGCCACGAACUACAGUUUGUGGACGAUGAAUGUGAUGAAGAUGGUUUUGAUCCAAUGGAUUUGUAA
Messenger RNA from Cucurbita pepo subsp. pepo (vegetable marrow), 1455 nucleotides. Its product is annotated as type 2 DNA topoisomerase 6 subunit B-like. Gene Ontology annotation, molecular function: protein-macromolecule adaptor activity. The record is from RefSeq and is a predicted model, not a curated record. NCBI's taxonomy places the organism in Eukaryota, Viridiplantae, Streptophyta, Magnoliopsida, Cucurbitales, Cucurbitaceae. Gene Ontology annotation, cellular component: condensed chromosome. Gene Ontology annotation, biological process: reciprocal meiotic recombination; meiotic DNA double-strand break formation.